This is a messenger RNA of Cicer arietinum (chickpea), 1100 nucleotides long. RefSeq names its product protein LATERAL ORGAN BOUNDARIES-like. The record is from RefSeq and is a predicted model, not a curated record. NCBI's taxonomy places the organism in Eukaryota, Viridiplantae, Streptophyta, Magnoliopsida, Fabales, Fabaceae.
AGAUAGAAGAGCAUAGUUAUUAUUCUUUGUAGCUAUAGUAUAGUAUACUAUAGUCUAGCUCCAUUUAUUAGCUUUGUCUUUUGCAACCAUUCCUUCUCCAUCCACUCAAUGUUGUUUCUGUUUGGCCUUCUCUCUUCUAUACUAUAUCACCUUUUUCCACUAAUUAACUUAUCAUAUAUAUCUCUCUGUCUCCAUCUCUCAUCUUGCCUCUCUAUCAAUUAGGGCUUUCUCUUAGGGUUGUUUCACUUUGGCUUAGACUAUACUUUAUCUUAGGAGACCUUCUCAAGGACCUUCAGCUAGAGAGCUUCUAAAAGGCAGGAAAAUAUAUAAAAAUGGCAUCAUCCAGCUCUUACAAUUCUCCAUGUGCUGCGUGCAAAUUCUUAAGGAGAAAAUGCAUGCCAGGAUGCAUCUUUGCACCAUACUUCCCACCGGAAGAGCCACAAAAAUUUGCAAACGUGCACAAAAUAUUUGGCGCUAGCAAUGUGACAAAGCUUCUUAACGAACUCCUCCCUCACCAAAGAGAAGAUGCAGUGAACUCACUUGCUUAUGAAGCUGAAGCACGAGUGAGGGAUCCAGUUUAUGGUUGUGUUGGUGCUAUCUCUUUUCUUCAAAGACAAGUUCAAAGGCUUCAAAAGGAACUUGAUGCUGCUAACACUGAUCUUCUUCGUUAUUCUCUUACUGAUAUUCCUCCACCUCCACCACCUUCUCUUUCUCUUCCUCAAGGAAUUGUAACGGUUCAACAAACACACUUUACUGCUGCAAGGAAUGAAGCCUUUUAUACACAAUCUCCUCCUCCAACUACAACUACUACUACUAAUACUUAUGAUUUUCCUUAUUCUGCUGUUCCUUGGAAUGAUACUUCUUCUGAGGACAUGAGUGAAGGUGGAGGAGGAAAUCAUUUUUGAAUUUACUUUAUUAAUAAGCCAUCUAGGGUUUUUUAUUUUAUUUUUCAGGCAUAUAUAUCUGGCCUGCCCUGCCUGCAAUAUUCUUAUGGCAUAUCAUAUAUCUAUCUAUUUUGACUCUCGCUAUAUAUAUGUACCCUUAUUGGACUCUUUUCUCUUUUUUAUUUAUUCAACGUCUAUCUAUCUUAUUCAACUUUA